Molecule: messenger RNA, 3098 nt
Organism: Nicrophorus vespilloides
Lineage: Eukaryota; Metazoa; Arthropoda; Insecta; Coleoptera; Silphidae
Product: SEC14 domain and spectrin repeat-containing protein 1-B
Exons: 10
Coding region: 261-3041 (926 amino acids)
Source: RefSeq, a predicted model, not a curated record
CGGGUGCGCCUCUGACACACUCUGGUCGUCCCGUGGACAGGGAACAACUAGCAGCGAGUGGUCGCCAGUACCGCGAUGGUACCACACGUGGUACUCAUCUGCACCAGCAGCUUCGAACAUUUCUAACUCAACAACACCGAUCGAACAAUCCAAUCGCGCGUUCGCGUUUUUUCCGCAAACAAAUCUAAUCAUCAGCAACAAACAACAAAACGAAAUUACAUUUUGGAUAACACGAAUUCGCAAGGCUCACACUCCUAAGGAUGGGACCGGAUGUCGAGGUGCAGGGCCGUUGGGUCAAUUUGCCCGGUGGAAGGGACAGGGAUGGAAGACCCAUCAUAACAGUGCACAUUCCUCUGGAUUCGAGCUGCUCCGACCUUUCGGAUCCGCUCAAGUACAUCCUCGGCGUCUUCAGCGAUGUGACCCGGAAACGUGGCUUCACGAUCAUCGUGGACGCGAGGAAGGGCGCCUGGAGGGUAGCACGCGCCUGCAUCCGACAGGUAAACUCGACCCUCUGCAAAGAGGAGUUGGCGCAGUUUUUGGUCCUUAGACCGGACGCGUUUUGGGAUAAGCAAAGAGUGGAGAAUUGCACGAGCACCCAGAAGGAUGGACAGGUGAUCUUCGUGCCGAGAAAUAGGCUGCACAAAUACGUCGACCUGUCGCAGCUUCCGAUCGAGCUGGGCGGUAAUUUCAUAUUCAACUCGGAUCAAUGGUUCGACACGAGAACGAAAGCCGACGAAUUUCUGCACGAAUCGGUGUCCUGCUCCAGAAACCUGGAUGAGGUUCAGCAACGCAUCUCGAAUCUGUACAAACUGAGCGCUAGUCAAAUCCAAACCAAUCACGCAUCCGAAAUCGAGAAGCUGAACAUCCUCAUCAUAACCACCAACAAUUGCAUAGAUAAAGGUAAAGAUAUAAUCAAGAGAAUCGAAUACAACGACAGGAAUAGGAAACUGGCGUCCGAAACCGAUUCUAUGCCAACUCCACAAGACGCUUUGGAUACUAUAGAGAGACUGGACAUACGAUUGGAAGCGUUGAAGACCGGUCUAAUAUCAAUUGAACAAACCAAAAGAUCGCUGACGAAGACAUACUUCGAUACCAAAGACUUACAUCAUCUCGAGGAAGGUAUAGUCAGAGUUACGAAUUGGAUCUUGGGACCUGCGGAAAGUCUCCUGAAAUCUCGCCAUAAAGUGGGGUACGAUGUUUCCUCUGCAGAAGAAUUGAGGAGAGAGCACGAAGGAAUCGAACUGCAAUGCUGGAAUGCGUAUGGAGCGUACGCGGAGCUUGUACAUAAAAUCGAUAAUUUCUCUGGAAGCGAUUUCUUGACUGUUCAGCAGAAGGAUCUGAUAAGCCAAAAGGAUUUCAUGGAUUUCGUAUGCCGAAGUUUCGCUACACGCUUGGAAAGGAGAAGGAAUAUUUUGAUUACUUCUUUGAGGUUCUUCAGAUUAGUUUCUGAAUAUUUCGAUAGGACUGGAGAGGUUUUCGAUUCUUUGGUCAUGGGAAAUAAGAUUGGUGAUUUCGCAACGGCAGGGCAGAAGCUUAAGGAGUUGCAGGAGAAUCAAUCGACGCUAGAUUGCGUUGAGCGUGAGCUGGUUAAAGAAGGAGAGAAGUUGUCGGAUAUGUUGUCAAUGCCUAUUAAAGACGCUUUGGGGAGGGAAGUUUUGGCCGAUUACUCUGAAGAUAUUAUCAAUAUCAGGGAUAUUUUGAAUGCGACUACUGCGAGGAAGAAUAUUUUUGGUGAUAGCGUCGAACUGCAGAAAUUGACUUUGGAGCAGGUCACGCAUAUCUAUCAGUACGAGAAGGAUGCUGCACAAGCUUUGGAGUGGUUGGAUGAGCUGUUUCAAGUGUUGUUAAAGCACCACGGGCACGUAGGGUGCACGGUUUACGAGAUUCAAGCGCAGAAGGAUGAACACCAGAUGUUCCAAGAGACCGCCAAGUGCACUUUCAAUUACGGUUACCAAUUGCUUGGAGCUGCUGCGGCUUUGAGAUGUUCCUGCAAAAUUCAGAUGGAGGAAAACGAGCAACUGGGGAUGGGUCUUCGGAACUCUUGGGAACGACUGCUGAAUGUCAGUCAGGAGCAGAUGACGCGUUUGAGGGUGUCCGCGGUCUUCCACAGAUCCGUCGAGGAGCAGUGCAAUCAGCUGCGGGAUCUUAGGGAAGCCGUCGCGACCAUCCCUCUGAUGGACAUCAACAGGAAGAGGGCUCGUGUCAAGCAUUAUUUGGGGGUGCGCGAGCGGCUGAUGGUAGAGGUGGGAAGGAUGGUCAGAUUGGGCAGAUUGCUGAGAAGCAGACUUCGGGAUGCGCUACAUUUGGAUGAGACAAUGUCAGAGGCGACGGCGAGGAGCGAUUCAGAUCACGCCGAAUGCGAGAAUGCUACAGCCGUUGAAGCGGUUUCAGAGCGACUCACGGAGGUCACCAAUUUAGCCGAAGAACUGGACCAGACGCUGAAGAGCGCGCAGCAGGAUUGUGCAAUUUCACCUGCAGCCACGACACUUCCCAUACCGAUAGCAGGGGCGCACAGGAAGGACCAUCAAGAUGAGGAAACGUGUCACUCAGUUCGCUAUAUGCGCGCUGAAGAUGGAAAAUCCGACGACGAAUUCUUGACUGCCUCGGACUGCACGCUGCAGCACUCCAGAUCCUCUUCGUACAACACCGCCUCCGACUGCGAGCAUCUGUACGCGCCGUGGUGGGAUUACGGAAAGGACGAUUGCAGGGAUGAUCUUGCCAAGGAGAAGAUGGUUCUGGCCGUCGGUUUACCCGAAUUACCGAUAGCCUCUUCGGUGCUUCGACCAUCCCCCGAAGUGCCGCCAGGUAAAAUCGCCAGAGAGGUGACGGAAACGACGCACAUCAAGGUCCAGCAGUGCCAUACGUUCGGGGUGAAAUCUUUCGUUCUGACCUCCGAAACCGUGCGAGAAAAAGGCGAGCUGAAAGAAACCGCUCCAUUGGAACAGACCCCCGUCUACGAGGAAGACGAUUUCGCUUCCAAGCUGAAGGAGGUAGGUUGGAAGGGCUGCAAAUACAAGCAGGCUCUUCGCAGCUGCAUCUAAUCUCUGUGUGUGUGUUUUAUUUUUGAGCCCAACUAACCAUGUAGAAAGCAUGUCACG